Messenger RNA from Diabrotica balteata, 526 nucleotides. NCBI's taxonomy places the organism in Eukaryota, Metazoa, Arthropoda, Insecta, Coleoptera, Chrysomelidae. The record is from the annotation of a GenBank genome assembly.
AUGACUUAUGCGGCAGAAGUUUGGCAGAUCACGAAAAAAGAUAGAAAAAGAAUAGAAGUAGUAGAAAUUGAUUUUCUAAAGAGGGCGUGUGGUGUAUCCAAAAAAGAUCAUAUCAGGAAUGAAGAUAUUAGAAGGAGGGCAAAUACUAUAUAUUCCAGUGUAGACAGAAUUGAAACGAGAAAACUAGUGUGGUAUGGUCACGUGAAGCGAAUGAACGAAGAUAUAUGGCCAAAAAAAGCUUUAAAUUACAUACCGCAACAAAGAAGAAGAAGGGGAAGGUCUUCAGUUGCCUGGGAAGAAAAUGUACAACACAUAAUGAGAGAUAGACCCAUCAAAGAAGACGAAUGGCGGCAGAGGCUGUAGGAACCUCGCUUAUAGAUAAAUAGAUACACAAUUAGAUGCUUGAAAGAAUAAACUUAUUUUACAAAAUAUUAAUAACAAAGAGAAAUAUGAUAUGUGAAAAAUAAUCCCGGAAAAUAUAUUUUAAAUUGAGAACAUUUUUGUAUUUCAGUGAAUAUUAAAAUAU